AUGGGAAACAGUUCAAGCUCCAACACCAAUCUGAAUCUCCUCUGCCAUGGCUUUUCAUUUUCCUCUUCUUCCUCCCUUUGCUUCUCAUCUCCACCACCGGAGGGGGCGGACGCAAAACCUGCCGUCCCUCUUCAUCUACCUAUAGCCAUCUGUCCCUUGUCGACCANGCUAAGGAAAACAAAAGGAUUAUCUAUUGAUAGCCAUCCUGUUGUAAGGAGCCUUGUAGAGAUACGAAUGUUUCUUGAAAAGAUUCGUCCCAUAGACAAAAAACUUCAGUACCAGAUUCAGAAGCUCACUACUACCGGUGGGUCUGUGACAGAGCUAGCCGAGGGAAAGGGAUCUGGUGCUGCCCAAGCAUCUGAAGAUCUUUCUAAUUAUAAGCCUAAACCAGACUUACUUGCUGACAAAACUGAGGAUGAUCAAGAGGAUGGUGUUUAUCGACCACCGAAAUUCGCUCCGAUGUCUAUGGAUGAUAAGACAUCAAAACAGGAAAGAAACGCUGCCAGAAAAGAGAAACACUUUUUAAGAGCUACUGAAGAUACAUACUGGAAAGAUGUGUUGGAUGAUCUCGAGGACAAGCCUGAAGAGAUCAGAGACUUUUAUGGGGCUGAGAGCAGGGAGCAGAAGAAGUUCAUAACACAAUAUGAAAGGCAACAACAAGCAGAAGAAGAGCUCUUCACUCGGGCACCUCGCACUAAAGAGGAUAAGAAGAGAGAAAAGCGCUUGAAAUCAAGCAGCGGGUUGCUUGGACUAACCGAGAAUUUCAUGGAUGAAUUCAAGUUCUUGGACAAAGAUGGUGAACAGCCCCGUAAAAGGGGAGGAAGUUUCAAGAAAAGAAAGACAAGGCACUGACUGGUUACUUUUGCUGCAUCACUGCACCAAUUUUGUUUCCAAGUUAUGAUGAUUGAAAGUAAUGAAUGUAAGAACACAUAAUUUUGCAGUUUUACUGUUUUAGUAUUUGGUUCAUGGUCAUGCUCUUGCAGUAAAAUUCGGAAGAGACCUUUUCUCUUUA
Camelina sativa (false flax) is the source of this 1012-nucleotide messenger RNA. Lineage: Eukaryota; Viridiplantae; Streptophyta; Magnoliopsida; Brassicales; Brassicaceae. The record is from RefSeq and is a predicted model, not a curated record.